AUGGAGCGCGAUGAGUUAAAAGAUGUCAUUAAGAAGAAAAUAAUUGCACCAGUUGCAAAAGGUCUUAAAAUCCGUAAAGUCGAAAUACCUGAUAAUGAUGACAAGUUGGCCAACCUCUUACUAAAUGACCGAGAUGAACUCCUUGCAACAAAGAAGAUAAGGAAGUACUUUCCCAAAGAGCCAUAUUCAUAUUAUUAUAUCUUUACCAAAAACUGUCAAGCAGGAACUCUUGGAUCAGUUGGCCGAGUUGCAAAAGAACCUUAUGUUCUUGAUGGAAAUCAACUUCGCAUCAUUGGUGAAAUUGUAAGGCCCAAUGAAGAAUCUGAUGAUGACCUCUUUGAGGAUAAAGAUACUUUUGAAAAUGAUGAUAAAAACUUUCAUGAAGAAAUCCCAUUAUCUACCAAAGAUCAUACGAAUGCCGAUGUUGCAUUCAUUUCCGAUUUAAUUAGAUUUACUAUCGAAGGAUAUCAUCUUGAUUGGAUGUUUACAGUAUGGAAAAUUCUAAAGAGAACUGGUUCCAAAUGUGAAGAUACGUCAAAUAUUCUUUCGAGUACUUUUAAAGUACAAAAGACCUUAAGAGAUAUGCAUCGAAAUUUAAUUGAGUCAAUAUCUGAUGAGAGUUGCGGAAUGUUAUCAAAUCCAGUCCUUCAUGCUAGCAACAAACUUUUGAUGCCAGGUUUUUGUCGUCAUAUUUUUCUUACGUGUUAUGAUGAUUGUCAAUUUAGCGGAUCUUUAUAUCCCAACAAAAUAUGA
Messenger RNA from Funneliformis mosseae, 753 nucleotides. The record is from the annotation of a GenBank genome assembly. NCBI's taxonomy places the organism in Eukaryota, Fungi, Glomeromycota, Glomeromycetes, Glomerales, Glomeraceae.